GGUGAAUGGAGCUGGAGUCCCACCUAGGCGCGCUGUGUCCUGUGGGUGGAAGCUCGCUGACUGGGUUUCGGUGUUUCGCGCAAUGCUGCGGUGUGGAGACCGGACGCUGACACCGAGACACUUGAAUUAGCUUUAGCAGAAGAGAAAUGGAGGAACCAUAGAACAUUAAGGAUGAAUUCAGGAAGACCCGAGACCAUGGAGAACUUGCCUGCUCUCUACACUAUUUUCCAAGGAGAGGUUGCUAUGGUGACAGACUAUGGAGCCUUUAUCAAAAUCCCAGGCUGUCGGAAGCAAGGUCUGGUCCAUCGAACUCACAUGUCAUCCUGUCGCGUGGAUAAGCCCUCUGAGAUAGUAGAUGUCGGAGACAAAGUGUGGGUGAAGCUUAUUGGACGAGAGAUGAAAAAUGAUAGGAUAAAAGUAUCCCUCUCCAUGAAAGUUGUCAACCAAGGGACUGGGAAGGACCUUGACCCCAACAACGUUAUCAUUGAGCAAGAAGAGAGGCGGAGGCGGUCCUUCCAGGAUUACACUGGGCAGAAGAUCACCCUCGAGGCUGUCCUGAACACUACCUGCAAGAAGUGUGGCUGUAAAGGCCACUUUGCAAAGGAUUGUUUCAUGCAACCAGGUGGGACCAAGUACUCUCUGAUACCUGAUGAGGAAGAGGAGAAGGAAGAGGCAAAGUCAGCAGAGUUUGAAAAGCCUGACCCCACGAGAAAUUCUUCUAGAAAAAGAAAGAAGGAAAAGAAGAAAAAGAAACAUAGAGACAGGAAGUCAUCUGACUCUGACAGCUCAGACUCUGAGAGUGAUACAGGCAAGAGGGCAAGGCACACGUCAAAAGACAGCAAAGCAGCAAAGAAGAAGAAAAAGAAGAAGAAGCACAAGAAGAAGCACAAGGAGUGAGAGUGGAAAGAGUGGAGGGGUGGUGGAGAGAAGGAACCAGGAGCCUUGUGCCUUGAAGCGCUGGCUCCUGGAAAGACUCAGUAGUGAGAAUAUGGCCUUCCACCCCAUUGACUUCUCUCCCAUGGGAGAUGGCUUCCCCUCCUGCCACAGGCAGGUUUGGGAGAUAUCAAAAGUAUCUGCCUGAAUGAGUUGUUUUCUUCAUUCCAGUCCCUUUGCAAGUGACCCCUGCAGCUGACCCAUUCAUUCACCCAACAUCCUUCAUUCAGCAGGAGGUCCUAUUACCCUCUUCCAGCUGCCACUGCCAGAGCCAGACUCCUGUACAGGAGUCCAGGCUAGAGCCACAGGUACUGCUGUGGAGGUGAGUCUGGCUGUAGUUGGAGAACGGAGUGAUUGGCCCCUCCCUGUUGGCCUGCCUUGGGCUGAUUGGUGGGUGAUCUCUGCUGCAUCCAACACAGGGGCAGAGGGAGACUGGCAGUACUAGGGAGAACAUGGUAAGAAGUGGUGCUCACUUUUUCCAUUCCCCCUAACAUGAUUCUACUAUGUUAGAAGUGACAGCCAGUGGUCCCAGCCAGAAAACCAUUGUUUGCAGUGACUGAGCUUGUGUGUGAUGUUCCGCCCGAUCACUGAACCAGACAGCUCAAGCCAAGAUCAUUGCUUUACUUUGUAUUUACUACAGUGUGAAUCAGUUGGUUCCAUUUCAGGUCUCUGCUUAAAUUCCUGGCCCUAAAUGGAAGUGUGCUUGGUUUUAAA
Messenger RNA from Balaenoptera acutorostrata (minke whale), 1647 nucleotides. It is a transcript of the gene ZCCHC17, whose product is annotated as zinc finger CCHC-type containing 17. Gene Ontology annotation, biological process: RNA stabilization. NCBI's taxonomy places the organism in Eukaryota, Metazoa, Chordata, Mammalia, Artiodactyla, Balaenopteridae. Gene Ontology annotation, molecular function: zinc ion binding; RNA binding. The record is from RefSeq and is a predicted model, not a curated record. The transcript has 8 exons. The coding region runs from base 172 to 897 and encodes 241 amino acids.